CAUAAAUGGCCAACAUCAACUGCAAUAUGCCUUAAUGAAAAAGUGUAGAUUUCAUUUGUCACGGGAGUUGUCAUUGCCUGAAAAAUUCCAGAAGCGCUUGUUUCAGCUCAGCUGCUGCCGUUGACCAACUGGUGUUGGUCCAUCACACACACACACACACACACACGCACACACACACACACUGAGUAGACGUCUAUAAAGAGACCUAAAAGCUCUUGUGUUCCUUCUUGUGUCUCUUCCUGUGCCAUAGGCAGUAUUCCUCAGGAUGGCAGAGAAAAAGAUGUCAACCAGCCGGAAGAAUCAGCUUAAGAGCCUGCUACUGCAGAUCGCUGAGACAAUGUUGGAAGAGGAGGCCGGGGAAGCAGAGAAGGAGAAGAUGGUGUACAUGGAGGAGAACUGCCCAGUCCUCUCCAUCUCAGGAGGUACACAGGAGCUGCAGGAACUGUGCCGGAAGCUUCACAAACAGAUUGAGAUGGUGGAUGAAGAGAGAUAUGACAUGGAGAUGAAAAUGAAAAAGUCUAAUAAGGAGAUUGACGACUUAAAGCUGAAGGUUCGGGAUCUUAAUGGCAAGUUUAGAAAGCCAGCAUUGAAAAAGGUACGAAUGUCUGCUGAUGCCAUGCUGGCUGCUCUUCUGGGCUCAAAACACAAAGUGUCCAUGGACCUGAGGGCCAACCUGAAGCAGGUCAAAAAGGAAAUAAAAGAGGAGGAAAAACAAACUGGUGACUGGAGGAAAAAUAUUGAACACAAGGCCGGGAUGGACGGCAGGAAGAAGAUGUUUGAGACAGAUGCCUAAAUAUCAGUGUGUCAAAAGUGUUAGUGUAUGUUUUAUUAUGUAGGUCUACAUCGCUUAAAACUUGUAUAGAAUAUAAA
Messenger RNA from Cynoglossus semilaevis (tongue sole), 870 nucleotides. Its product is annotated as troponin I, fast skeletal muscle-like. NCBI's taxonomy places the organism in Eukaryota, Metazoa, Chordata, Actinopteri, Pleuronectiformes, Cynoglossidae. Gene Ontology annotation, biological process: skeletal muscle contraction; cardiac muscle contraction. The coding region runs from base 266 to 793 and encodes 175 amino acids. Gene Ontology annotation, cellular component: troponin complex. The transcript is spliced from 6 exons. The record is from RefSeq and is a predicted model, not a curated record.